Molecule: messenger RNA, 1098 nt
Organism: Blastomyces dermatitidis ER-3
Lineage: Eukaryota; Fungi; Ascomycota; Eurotiomycetes; Onygenales; Ajellomycetaceae
Exons: 3
Coding region: 1-1098 (365 amino acids)
Source: RefSeq, a predicted model, not a curated record
AUGGAAGGACCCAACGGGGAAAUCGAGUGGGAGAGAGAGCGACUAGGUCCAGAGUUAAUGGACGGGACUCCUUUCCUGAGCCCUCAUCAGCAUCCUCUUUGGAAGGGUUUCAUGGAUACCCAUGAGAUAACUGCUCAAAGAUUUCCCCCUUCCAACCGAACUCUGAUUUUGGAGCAGUACAAAGUCCUCGAGCGUUUAACAGAAGAGACGGGAGAAUCCUCUACUCCGUAUAAGGCGGAAAAGGCUAAGCACAUAGAGGUGAAUCUUCAUGAGCCGACUUACUAUUGCAACGGACGGCCUCAAAUUGACAUGCCUGAUAGGAUGAGAGAUGUAUUUCUUGAGUAUGAAUGGAAAGUUCCGAUGACAAUGGAGGAGGAUAAUGCUCUGGUGAAAGAAAUUAAACAUCUAAAGGGGGAGGAGCGCAGGUUGAAAGGUGUCAUUAAAGUGUUGGAGGAAGAUAAGGAAGCGAUGCAGGUUCAAUGGAAUGAGAUACGAGUUCUUCGAAGAACUAUUGAUGAUUAUCUGGACGAUUCUCAGCACAUACUGAAACAUGGCCCUUCACCUGCUCAGACGCAACCGGCAGCAAAGAAACUGAAAGCAGAAAAAUCUUUCGAGCAGACAAGCGUUGCCACAACUCCAAAUAUUUCUCCCGCUGAUAGGAGUAGAUCCCUCUUGGCCAUGGUACUUGAGCGGGGCCUAUCAGCUGCCGGGGAGAAACCAUUACAUUUGUCCUCUGGUCUGCUGACCAAGGGUGCCCCGGAGAAGCGUCUUAAGGCACGGGUCGCAUUUAAGGCAGGAGUGAAUCCAAAGCAAAGUAAAUCCUUGAUUACUGACUCGAGGCAUUCUGUCACAAAUACGCCGAUUGGUUCUUCUCCUCCCAAGUCUUCAGGAAAAGCAAGACAAUUUGUUUUUGGACAGCCUGAUUUCACAGGGACAAUGGCUUUGUCCCAUAAACUUCACCCUCACCUCUACUCUCUCGCUAGAAAGUCUAAAUACUUUGCGUUGAUGAAAUUUGGUGUUGUCCCUCCCAAACGUGGUAUUGUAACUUCACCGGAAUAUUCUCAAACUGAGAGGUUCUUCACCCUGAUCCUUUGGUAG